Molecule: messenger RNA, 2453 nt
Organism: Ceratosolen solmsi marchali
Lineage: Eukaryota; Metazoa; Arthropoda; Insecta; Hymenoptera; Agaonidae
Product: bicaudal D-related protein homolog
Exons: 8
Coding region: 731-2386 (551 amino acids)
Source: RefSeq, a predicted model, not a curated record
CGCUCGCGAGCUUUCUCGGUUGUUUCGCGGUGCUGCCGCUGCCGACACGAUUCCGAGCCCAUCCACCUGGUGGAGGCGGCUCCUGGCUGCGCUCACCUGCCGCCAUCGCCAGCUGCCGCUGCUCUGCGAGUUCUUCCGGAGCGAUCGACGCUUCGCCGGCGAGUAUCGGCUCCUGUGAUUGAUCCCCCGACGCGUGUGUGCAACAAGUGCGCGAGCCUCCCAGCCGGGGAUGACGGCAAACGGCCGGCCCUCGGCUAGUAAAAGCCCUACCGAGAAGGCCCGCAGCCCCGGUUGUCGCGCGCGUCCAGCUCGUUCGAUUUGUCCAGUGCUCUUGUAGCGCUCGAUCCUCCUUCCGUUUAUUUACUUCUGCUACACAACCACCGACAUCGCCAUCACCAUCACCAUCACCAUCACCGCCUGUCGAGUCUUUCAGGAUUUAAUCAAGGGAUUAUUGGAUUAUAAUAAAUUGUCGAGGCGGAGCUCUGCGCACCCGAUGUGCCCAUAAAAUCCUAAAGUCUGGCUUAUCCUUUAUGUCAAUAGUGAUAAUGGCCUACCUUGGAUAAAUGGUAGCGUGCCUGUCGGUGGCAAAAUUUUGGUGAUCAGGGAACGUGGGGCCGCGCCGUGCCCCAAUGGCGGCGUAUCGCGCGCGCCACGCGGUCGCGCCCACGUGGCGACCCGGCAGAUAACGGCGGCACCCGAGCCCAGGAAACCGCACAUCAUAGGUGGCACCAUGCUGCCGCGGAAAUCCGAGGGCCGUUACGAGCCCUACGCUCUCGAGGACAUGAUAUCCAGCCUGCAGACGCGCGGCACGAGCUACGAGGAUGGUACCGAAGAACCCGGUGAGCUCCUGAAGCAGCGCGAGCGCGACCUCGUCCUCGCGGCUGAACUCGGCAAGGCCCUACUCGAGCGCAACCAGGAGCUCACGAGACAGAGCGAGGCCCUCGCCGAGAACUACGCCAGCAAAGUCGAGAGCCUCGAGCAGGAGCGUCACCUACUGCGUCGCAAGCUCGAGGAGGCGAGGGGCGAGAACGAGGCGCGCGCCCUCGAGCUCCAGGCCGACCUCGAGUCGCUGCGUGCCCAGCUGGAGGAGCAGAGCGAGAGGGCGCGGAGGGCUGAGAGGGACCAGGCGAAUCUCGUGACCGAGCUCACCGCCCAGAACGCGAGACUCGCCGAGCAGCUGCGCGAGGCCGCCAAGCAGGAAGAGCAGCUCUUUGCCGAGCUCAAGCAUCUCCGGGAGAAGUGCAGUCUCAGGAGCACGACCCUCCAGGACCAUGUCAGCAGUCUCGAGGUCCUGCGCGAUGAGGUGCAGCUGGUGUCGCAACAACGGACCGAGCUCGAGAGGCGCUCCCUCGAGCUGCGGGAAGAAAGGGCCCGAGCGAUGGCGGCCCUCGAGGAAGCAGAGGAGCGGGCGAUGGCCCUGGAGCGUCUGGGGCACGAAGCCGAGCGUCGGGCCACCCUCGCCGAGCGCGAAAGGGACGACCUGGCGGCCACCCUCGCCGCGAUCGAGAGUCAACAACAGCAGCAUAAUCAUCAACUACAGGCACAGCCGCGCUCGCUCCAAGCGGAGAUGGAGUACGAGGAGAGCGCGGGCAGCUCGCUCGGACUCGAGCUCCAGCAGCGCCAGGAUCUCGACCAGGAGGUCGGCCGGGCCUGCCGCAGAUUACGGGAGCUCUCGAGUCAGCUUCGUCGGGGUGAGGACGACUCCGGGCUGCAGAGCGAUUGCGACGAGUCGAUGCUCGUGCUCAACAACGUCAGCGAGUCCGAGACCAAUUACCCGGGUGCCCUCUCCGAGAUCGUCGAGGAGGUGUUCGGCCUGGCGUUGGCCGGCGUUCGGGGUGGCCCGGCCGAGCUCGGUCUCGCCGUCGAACUUCACCGCUCGAAGGAGGAGCUCGAGCAGACCAAGGACCAGCUGAGGCACGCCCAGGAUGAGCUGAGACGGCGAGGCGAGACCCUGCUCGAGACCGCGAGUAAGCUCAAACUCUGCGAGGCCGAGCUCCAAGGGGCCCAGGAGGAGAGGGACAGAGCGCGCAACGACAUCGAGGACUCCCAGCUGUCCAAGGACGAGGUUCUCGCCCAGGCGCUUCAGACGAGGGACCAGGCGGUCGCGAGGAAGAACAAGGUCGAGGUCGAGCUCGCGCGCACGCGCAUCGACAUGCUCCAGAUAAACAGCCAGCUGAUGGAGGCCAUUCAGCAGAAAAUCGAGCUGAGCGAGCAGCUCGAGCAGUGGCAAAUGGACAUGCAGACGCUCCUCGACGAGCACGUGCGCAGCAAACUGGCGCCGCCAAGCGUCGCCCCGACGGCCGCUGGCGAGACCUCCGAGCCCAUCGCCUCCGCUCGCAAAAAGCGCAUCAGCAGCGGCUCCAAAAAGAGAUUCGGCAUUUUCUGACGUUUCGACUGCUAGGACGAUCACGAUGAUUACCCGAGGCGACCGUUUUUAAUAUGCUGAUUAAUCG